AUGGCAGUGACGGCGGUCCUGGGAGUCAGGCCGAUGAGCCCGGCUCUUAUCCUGAGCGCCACGUCGAUGGUCGUCGCGUGCACCUGCCUGGGACUGCUGCUAGCGCACGUGGCGCAGAUCCACAGACUGCGCGCGGAGCUGCGGGAGGUGAAGGUGCGCGUGGGACGGGAAACGGACGCGGGUCUCUGCGGGACGGCGGCAGAGGUUCCGGCUCCCUACGGUGGCCCGGAGGCUCCAGACCGCGGUGCGGUGCGGAUGCGGAGGGCGAUGCAGCGGGAGGCGCAGAGGCGCAGACAGCGACAGCUGGUGAAAAGGCGGCGCACUCUCCUGCACCUCUUGCCCCUGUCCUCCCACUCCUACGAUGAAGAGGACGAGACGUUGCUGAAAUGGACUGCCGGACACAGCCAAGGGGAGGGGCUAAAGUUGUCGGGGGAGACGGUCAACGUGUCAACGGCAGGGUUCUACUUCAUCUACAGUCAAGUCCUGUAUGUGGACACCACGUAUGUCAUGGGUCAUGUGAUCAGGAAGCAUUUUGAUGGCGAGACGAACAUUCUGAAGUGCCUGAUGAGCAUGCCUGCAAAUAAGACCCUGGCACACAGCACCUGCUAUACUGCAGGUGGUCAGUACCUGGAGUCGGGUUCUGUUGUGGAGCUUGUGAUUCCCCGUAAGGACGCAGAGAUCAGCCUGCUGCCCCACGCCACCUUUAUGGGCUUCUACAAACUCUGAGCACUGACUCAACACAGCUGAACACUGACUCAACACCACUGAACACCAACUCAACAUCGACUCAACUUCAACCCAACACAGACUCAACAACGCUGAACACCGACUCAACAUCGACUCAACUUCGACCUAACACAGACUCAACACCGACUCAACACCACUGAACACCAACUCAACAUUGACUCAACUUCGACCCAACACCGACUCAACACCGCUGAACACGACUCAACUUUGACCUAACCGACUCAACACUGCUGAACACUGACUCAACAUUGACCCAACAUCGACUGAACUUCGACCCAACACAGACUCAACAUCGACCCAACACCGACCCAACACCGACUCAACUUCAACCCAACACAGACUCUACACCGCUGAACACCAAGUCAACAUUGACCCAAUAUCGACUCAACUUUGACCAAACACAGACUCAACAUCGACCCAACACCGACCCAACACCGACUCAACUUCAACCCAACACAGACUCUACACCGCUGAACACCAAGUCAGCAUUGACCCAAUAUCGACUCAACUUUGACCCAACACAGACUCAACAUCGACCCAACACCGACUCAAUUUCGACCCAACACCAUUGAAGCAUCAUUGACUCGACACUUACUCAAAUCUCAGCCACUGUUCUCCGCUGUGAAUCCCAGAGGAGGAUGUUCCGUGGCUCUGUACGUCGAGGACGUGCAGCUGUAAUCAACAACAUAAAAAAUAAGUUAAUUAGUUAAAAAAAGGUAAUUCGAUUUUUCUAAAUUGUUAGGGGCAGAGACUUGCUUAAUGAAGCAGAAAUUGUUGGUUUCCCUUCACACCUCCACAAAUCACAACAAGCCUUUCUGUCGCGGCCUGUAGUGUAGUGGUUAGGGCACGUGACUGGGACCAGGCAAGGUUGGUGGUUCAAUCCCCGAUAUAGCCACGAUAAGAUGCGCUUCAGCAAGGCCAUUAACACCACAUUGCUGCAGGGGGAUUGUCCCUAGUUUAUAUGUAUAUGUACAUAUAUGUACACACUAAUCAACUGUAAGUCACUUUAGAUAAACGCGUCAGCUAAAUAACAUGUCAUGGAAUGUAGUGGAAAGCAAAGGGCUGAUAACUGGUAGGUUAACUGGUCCAGUUAAAACAGUGACAUCAUUCCUAAUAAUGGAAUGAACUCAGCCCAUUGGACCACUGCAGGCUGGUUAUGACAGCCUCUCUACCUAACACACGCACGCACACACACACACACGCACACACACACACACACACGCAUGCACACAUUACAGAACUGCCAAUCGACAGAACACAUACACAGACAGGACUGGCAAACACACACAUAAUACUGCCUGCCAAAAGUAUUCUUAUCUUUAUAGAGUUAAGCGAUUAUAACUGCGCAUUGUUAUGCUAAAAGGACGUUAUAAGUAUUGACACCACAGUUUCCACGAUUCCCACAUAUUCAGGGAUGUCUUAAGCCAUGUAGCUGCUUACUGUCAGUAUCUUGAUAUUAAAGAAAAUGUAUUUACUUCAAGAAAAUAUGGACAGUGGUUGCAGACAAUAUUAUCAUGUACAUUUGACUGGAGGGUUGGUGGUUCAAGACCCAGUGUGGCUACAAUCAGAUAUGUGCAGCCAUUGGGCCCUUGAGAACGGCCCUUAUACCCACACUGCUCCAGGGGGGAUUAUCCCCUGCUUAGUCUAAUCAACUGUAAAUCACUUUGAAUAAAAGCUUCAGAUAAAUAACAAAUUAUGAUUACUAUUAACAAAUUAAGUACGUGGUUCAAUCAGUUGAAGUCCCAAAUACUUAAUACUACUGUGUGCAACCACUGUCUGCAAUUAUGUGUGUAUAUGUAUGUAUAUGUAACAUUUUGAGUGUAUAUGUAUGUAUAUGUAACAUUUUGAGUGUAUAUGUACGUAUAUGUAACAUGUUCAGUGUAUAUGUAUGUAUAUGUAACAUGUUCAGUGUAUAUGUACGUAUAUAACCUGUAUGUAGCGUGCAUAUACAUGCACACAGAUCUAAAUCUGUAAUGUGUACCUUUUCAGAAAGUGUUGAUGUGCAUGUGUUGACAGAGAUGACACAGUGUAUGAGGAUAUUUAAUGCUCUAUCUUAGUGUGUGUGUGUGAGCUCAUGAGAUUAUGGGUGUGUAUUAUGUAUGUGUGUGUGUGUGUGUGUGUGUGUGAGUGUGUGCACAGGAAUCUGUCUAGUAGCGAUGUGGUUGUAUGUUCUGUAAAUUCCUCUCUACUUACUUUAUUAAAAAAGCAGAUGUGUCACUCAAA
Messenger RNA from Conger conger (European conger), 2970 nucleotides. It is a transcript of the gene tnfsf13, whose product is annotated as TNF superfamily member 13. Gene Ontology annotation, molecular function: tumor necrosis factor receptor binding; receptor ligand activity. Gene Ontology annotation, biological process: immune response. The coding region runs from base 1 to 726 and encodes 241 amino acids. The record is from RefSeq and is a predicted model, not a curated record. Gene Ontology annotation, cellular component: membrane. The transcript has 6 exons. NCBI's taxonomy places the organism in Eukaryota, Metazoa, Chordata, Actinopteri, Anguilliformes, Congridae.